AUGUUUUCGAUUGGUGGAAGCUCUGGGAAAACAAGACUGGGGAGUCUCGUGAUUGGUGGGGGCUCUGGGACACCAAGACUGAGGAAAUUCGUGAUUGGUCGAGGCUCUGGGACACCAAAACUGGGGAAGCUUUUGAUUGGUCGAGGCUCUGGGACACCAAAACUGGGGAAGCUUUUGAUUGGUCGAGGCUCUAAGGCACCAAAACUGAGGAAGCUUGUGAUUGGUGGAGGUUCUAAGGCACCAAAACUGAGGAAGCUUGUGAUUGGUGGAGGUUCCAGGUCAUCAUUACCUAUCCAGAUGUUUGUCAGCCAUACCUACCAAGUGAUUUAUGAACCAUCGAACCCAACCCACCAACCUCUACAUGAACCACUGAACCCAAGCCAACAGAUUCAGGAAGGCAACGAAGCUGAUCCUUUUGCUCAAGUUCCUGGACCUGUCGAGGUUACUGACACAUCGAACCAAGAACCACACCCUCGGGGUUCAUAUGGUUCAAAAAACCUCAUCCCUGAACCACAGUCCCAGGGUUCAUAUGGUUCAACAGACCUCAUCCCUGAAUCAGGACCCCAGGGUUCAUAUGGUUCAACAGACCUCACCCCAGAACCUCGGGGAUUAAUAGAUGCGGGAGACCAGACAGAACUGCAGAUAUUUAAACAGGAAACACAGUCAAUCCAAAGAUCACGAAGAGUUUACGGUCUAACGCCCCAAACUAAUUAUUCCUCUCCCACACAACUUCAACUACCACAGCAACAAGACAUUGACGCACCUUACCAGACACUCCAGCCAGUCUACAGUCGUCCAGAUGAAGCUCAACUAACACAAGAUGACACCGAUCCAUCAUAUCAAACCCACCAGCCAGUCUACAGUAGUCCUGACACGUCCCAACAAGGCUACGGUUCUCCUGGUCAACAACAAGCGGGGUCACAGUCUUAUGGGAAGGACUCAGGGACGCCCUACAGGUUCUCCUACACGGUGAACGACCCCAGUCACGGCGCUCACUACGGCAGGCAGGAGCACAGUGACGGUAACGAGGUGAACGGCCAAUACUUCGUUCUUCUGCCCGAUGGUCGGCAUCAGGUUGUGCAGUACCACGCUGAUGACAAGACCGGGUACUCUGUUACCCUGGUGGGGCUCUGGGGCGCCGCCAUAUUGCUUUCAGUCUCCGGCCAGAGCAUUAUAGGAGCUGAGAGCGAGUCCUAUAGCACUGCGGCGGAUUUUACCUCAAGUCCAACAGAGUCCAAUAGUCAGACAAGGCUAAGAAAGUCCUAUAAUGUAGAAAGUCCAACAGAGUCCUAUAAUCUGACAAGUCCAACAGGGUCCUAUAAUCAAACAAGUCCAAAUGAGUCCUAUGGCACAAGGAAUCUUACUUCAUCGACAGAAUCCUAUGCUCUAAUAAGUCCAACACUGGGUGGUUAUGAGUCCUAUGCUCAAACGGAUCUUACGCCAAAUCGAACAGAGUCCUAUGAUCCAACAAGACCAACAGCGAGGCGGAGGCAGUCCUUUGAAUUACUUAAUCCUUCCCUAAGGUCUUCACAUUCUCCUCAAUUAAAAACGGCACCAUCAAAUCCUACAAAGUCCGAUGAAACACCAAGUCCAAAAUCAAGUACAAUGAGCUCCAAUGAAUCGUCAAGUCUUAAUGUAAAUCGUACCGAGUACGGUGAAAUACUAAGUCUUUUAAGCUUCUACAUCCAGGAAAGUACAAAAUUGAGUCCAACGAGGAAUUACAGUCCACCCGGUAGAUAUUCCAGUCCAACACAGUCCUACAGAGAAGCACGCGAUUCAUCAGAUACAUUAUUAAGUUACUCAGAGUCCAGGAGCAUAUCAGUUAAUACACCAAGUCCUAUUAAGUCUUAUGGGUCAACUGGUCCUUCUUCAAGUCCUAUAAGAUCCUACGGUCAAACAGAACUUUCAACGAGUACUACCCCAAAGUCCGAAGAGUCCUAUCUCCUACCUAGUUCUGAAAGGUUCUAUGAUGAAUCAAGUCCAAAGGAAUCCACUGAAGCGCCAAGUCCACAGGAAUCGUUUGGGACAGUACAUUCAAGUCCAAUAAAAUUCUUUGACCUGCCAAAUCCAAGCAAUUCCCAUCUUGUAUCAAAUCCAAGCCAAUCCUAUGAAUCAGCAACUCCAAAAGAAUCCUUUGAACAAAUAAGUCUAAGAGGAUCCUAUGAGCCAGUAAGUCCAAACGAGUCCUAUGAGCCAAUAAGUCCAAACGAGUCCUAUGAGCCAGAAAGUCCAACCGAGUCCUAUGAGCCAGUAAGUCCAAACGAGUCCUAUGAGCCAUUAAGUCCAGCCGAGUCCUAUGAGCCAUUAAGUCCAAACGAGUCCUAUGAGCCAUUAAGUCCAGAAGAAUCCUAUUAUUCAAGUCCAAGUGAGACCGAACCCUAUGUAUCGUUAAGUCCAAGAGAAUCAGAAUCCCAUGAGUCCUCAAGUCCAAGUGAAUCCUAUGAUCCAACAAGUCCAAGAGACUUCCCUGAAUCUCCCAGUGCAAGUCCAUCAACUCUCUUAGCGUCCUACAGUUCAACAGAUACUACAGACUCCUACGCCACACCAAGUCCCACAAAGUCCAAUGAUUCGGUCAACUCCCGAGAGUCCUUAGAUACAGCUGACCUCAGGGACUCCAUCGUAACAGAAUAUCCUGCCGAAGUCCUUCAGGUUACCACCCAUGGAGAGUCCUACAACCUACCAUUUCUUUCAGAGUCCUUUGGCCUGACAAAUCCCACAGGAUCUAGGAGCUCAAGUCACAUAGGAUCCUCUAGUCCAGUAAGUGCAAAGGAGCUCUAUGAAACACCAGUAUCCUAUGUAAUAACCUUUGACCCGUUAAGUCCUACAGAGUCUAGUAAACUGAAGAGUCCUGUAGGAUCCCACGAUCUGUUAAGUCCAACCACGUCCAAGAAUCCAUCAGCUCUUGUAGAAUCCCGUGAGCUGUCAAGUCCUGCAGAGUCUAGUAAGCUGGCGAGUCCUGUAGGAUCCCAGGAUUUGUUAAGUCCAACCACGUCCAAGCACCUACUAACUCGGAUUGAAUCCCACGACCAAUCAAGUCCAAGACCCUCAGAAUCUAGUAACCCGCCACGUCCAGUAGGAGCCUUUAAUCUACCAAGUCCUACAAGGUCUUAUAACCCACAGACUACUACAGAAUCCCAUACCCUAUUAAAUCCUAGAGUAUCCUCCAACCCAGCAGCUCCCGAGGAAUCCUAUACCACACUAAGUCCGACGGAGACCUACAGCCCAAGAAUUCCUAGAAGAUCCUAUAACUUUCCAAGUCCUACAAAGUCCAAUGACCCACACCAUGUUGCAGGAUCUAACGACCUGUCAAGUCUUCCUGAAUCCAAGAUCCUUCCAAGUAAUGUUGAGUCCUAUGAUCUUUUAUAUUCCCCAGCAUCUAUUAAGCCGUCAAGCCUUGCAGGAUAUUAUGACACAGCGAGUCUUAAGGAGUCCUAUAUCCUACCAACUAGCAACCAAACCACAUCACUGGGAUCCUAUAAUCAAAUAAGUCCUGCGGUGGCCUAUAAUCCAUCAAGUCCUAUAGGAUCCUACGAAGCAGUAAGUCCUAUGCCGUCCCAUACCCCAGCAACUCCUGUAGAAUCCUAUAUCCUGUCAAUUUCCACGGAGUCCUAUGACCUACUAAGUCCUACGGAAGGUACAAGAUCAUCUGAAACACUGAGUCCUAAAGAGUCCUCUAACCCACCGACCUUUGUAAAAUCCUAUGAACUAUCGGAGCCUUCAGAGUCCACUAACGGAACAGGUCCCGAAGGAUACCUGUACCUAUCAAGUCCUGCAAAACUCCGUAGACCAGCAAGUCCUUUAGGAUUCUACGACCUAAUAAGUCCGACAAGUCCUACAGGAUCCUUUGACCUAACAACUCCGACUAAGUCCCAUAGCCCACAAUCCCAUGACCAACAAAAUCCUACGAAAUCUAGCAUCACUUCAAGUCCUCCUGAAUCCUAUGAUAUAAGUUCAAGAGAAUCCUAUCAGCCACCAGGUGUUGUAGGAUACUUCUUCACUCCAAGUUCCAUAGAGUCCUACAGGCCUAAUCCACUAAAAUCUUCAGAAAGGAGCGAGUUGGUAGGGAUCUCAGGGUCCUACAAUUCAACAACUUCCACAGCGAGUCCAAUUCUACGAUCGCCUAUAAAAUCCUACGACCCACCAAUAUUUUCAAAGUCCUAUGGUCUCUCAGGCCUUACCCAGAGUCCUAGAGAUCCUCACGGCGAAGAAACUCUAAAAAAAUCCAACCAUGUACAAAGUUCCAAUGAAUCCUACGAUACUCAUACUCCCAGAGAAUCCUUCGACACACAAACUUCUAUAGAAUCCUACGAUUCUUAUAAUCCCAAAGAAUCUUACGACACACCAACUCCCAAGGAAUCCUACGACACUCCAACUUCCAGAGAAUCCUACGAUGCUUAUACUCCCAAGGAAUUCUACGACACACCAACUCCCAAAGAAUCCUUCGAUGCACAAACUUCAUUAGACUCCUACGAUUCUUAUAAUCUCAAAAAAUCCUACGACACACCAACUUCCAAGGAAUCCUACGACACUCCAACGUCCAGAGAAUCCUACGAUUCUUAUACUCCCAAAGAAUCCUACGACACACAAACUUCCACAGAAUCCUACGACACACAAACUUCCACAGAAUCCUACGACACACAAACUUCUAUAGAAUCCUACGAUUUUUAUACUCCCAAAGAAUCCUACGACACUCCAACUUCCAAAGAAUCCUUCGACACACAAACUUCCAAGGAAUCCUACGACACACAAACUCCCAAAGGAUCCUACGACCUAUUCUACGACGUAAUAGCUCCCAACGAAUCCUACGACGCACCAAGUACAAUCGAAUCCUACGACGCACCUCUCACAGAAUCCUACGACACACAAACUCCUAGUGAAUCCUACGACACACAAACUCCUAGAGAAUCCUACGACUCACAUACUCCUACAGAAUCCUACUACGCAUCCUACAACACACAAACUUCAAAAAAUGAAUCCUAUAAUGCACAAAGUCCCAGAGAAUCCUACGACCUAUUCUUAGAUGCAAAAGCUCUCAAGGAAUCCUAUGACUCACAAACUGCUAUAGAAUCCUACGAGGCACAAACUCCCAGAGGAUCCUACGAUUUACCAAGAUCUUCAAACUCAAAUGCUCCAUCAGGCCCUACAUUAACUCCAAGAGAAUCCUAUAGCUCGUCAAAGACCAUCUCAAGUCCUGAGGAUUCCUAUGGCACAUCCGGACUCACUUCAGCUCCUAGAGAGUCCUACAGUACACCAAGACGCACCCCAAGUCCUAAAAAAUCCUACAGUACACCAAGAUUCAUCGUAGGACCAACAAAAUUCUACAGUACACCAGGACUCACCGUAAGUCCAAGAAAGUCCUAUCGUACACCAAGACCCACCCGAAGUCCUAUAAAGUCCUACAGUACACCAGGACCCACCAUAGGUCCCAGAAAUUCCUUUGACCCACUAAGACCAACUCAAAGUCCUAAAAAGUCCUAUCGUACACCAAGACCCACCCAAAGUCCUAAAAAGUCCUACAGCACACCAGGACCCAUACUAAGUCCUAAACAAUCCUACAGUACACCAGGACCUACCCUAGGACCCACACUGAGUCCUAAACAGUUCUACAGUACACCAAGACCUACCCUAGGACCCACACUGAGUCCUAAACAGUUCUACAGUACACCAGGACCUACCCUAGGACCCACACUGAGUCCUAAACAGUUCUACAGUACACCAAGACCUACCCUAGGACACACACUGAGUCCUAAACAGUUCUACAGUACACCAAGACCUACCCUAGGACCCACACUGAGUCCUAAACAGUUCUACAGUACACCAGGACCUACCUAG
Molecule: messenger RNA, 5832 nt
Organism: Homarus americanus (American lobster)
Lineage: Eukaryota; Metazoa; Arthropoda; Malacostraca; Decapoda; Nephropidae
Product: flocculation protein FLO11-like
Exons: 5
Coding region: 1-5832 (1943 amino acids)
Source: RefSeq, a predicted model, not a curated record